Amborella trichopoda is the source of this 1603-nucleotide messenger RNA. RefSeq names its product F-box/kelch-repeat protein At5g15710-like. The record is from RefSeq and is a predicted model, not a curated record. Gene Ontology annotation, molecular function: protein binding. Lineage: Eukaryota; Viridiplantae; Streptophyta; Magnoliopsida; Amborellales; Amborellaceae.
ACAUUGAUUCCUUUUAUCUCCCUAAUAAAUGCAUCAGAAUUCCUCUCUCUCUCUCAUAUGCGGCUUCGCCGCCCACAUUUCCAAAAUGAUGCCUUUGAGCCCUCUGUCUCUAUUUUAUGCCGUCAUCUCUCCUCUCUCGUCUCUAUCUCUCUCUUCAAUAAAACCAGCAAAAUCUCACGGAAGAAGAACCUCAACUUUCCCUCUCCAAGCGCAUAAGCUUCUCUUGCGUAACUAGGUGAGAAACUCACCUCUCUACCUGGCAUCGGAUUCCAUUAUCCACUGUUAUAUCUGGUGAUGUCCUUGUUUUGAUUAAAUUUGGCAUUACCUUUAGCUUGUUUCCAAUUCUAAUGGAUAAAAUUAUGAUCUUUGAGCACAUUACUGGUGUAAAUAAACCACAAUUCACAGGAAAUAAGAGAAUUUGCACCGUAGCGAAGAAAUUGAUUCAAAAGAGACCAAUAAUAAACCACAAUUCACAGGAAAUAACAGAAUUUGCAGCCAUGGAGAAGAAAUUGAUUCAAAAGAGACCAGUUCAAUGGAUAACAGAAUUUGGGGUGGCCUUCCUGAUGACAUUAUAUUCAGGGUUUUGUCAUGGUUGCCUGUUUCAACAAUUGUAAGAUCUGAGCUUGUAUGCAAAUCAUGGAAAUCAUAUAUAAAUUCCUCUCAAUUUUGCAGUCUCCAAUCUGAAACUCUCUCGGAGAUUAAUCAGCCAUGGAUUUGUGUUUCAUUCCAGUUUCUCCCAUCUCCAUGGAGGCCAAUUGCCACUGGGGAUGGGGUUCUUUGCAUGCUCUGCAAAGCCCCAAUUGGUUUUCGGCUAUAUGUUUGCAACCCAAUUUCGAAAUCAUUCAGUGAAAUCUCUCUACCCAGCAAUUAUUUUCGACAUUUCUUCCUUGUUUCAGGACUUUUUAGAGAGAAAACUUCUGGGUCUUUUAUGGUAGUUUUAGUGGGAUCAGAACUGGUUUCUGAAGAAUUGGGUGGCUUUGUUCUCACUGCAAAAGUUUAUAACUCUGAAAUGAGAUUGUGGGUCCAGAGCUGGAGCUUUCCUGUGAAUUAUCCUCUCUCUCCAUGGAAAGCCAUCAGUAAUGGGGUUUUGUACUGUAUCCUAGACCAAUUAUCUUGUUCAAUUGUAGCUUUCAAUAUUCGAUCAAGACACUGGUUCACUUUAAAGGCUCAAAUGCCUGAACAUCUUACAGAAGUUAGACUUAUGGAUCAUAAGAACAGGUUGGUUAUGAUAGGGGGAUUAGGAAGCCAUGGAAUCACCAAGGAGAUUGGGAUAGGGAAGCUAAAUAAUUCACUGAUGGAGUGGGAAAUGAUUGGUCGAUUGCCUGAAGAUUUCUGCAAUUUCUUUUUGAGAACGCCUUCUCGACGAGUUAAAUGUGUUGGCCAUGGCAGUCUCAUCUACUUUGCUAGUAAGAAGUUUCCAUGCAUUGCAAUCUACAAUAUUGCACAAUAUUGUUGGCACUGGGUGGACUCCUUGCCUUUUAUGGUGGAUCCUCUGUAUCAUAUGUUCACUGGUUUUUGCUUCGAAGCUGGAUUGUAGUUGUAAAUUUUCCAUCCUCCAUUAUUUAUAAGAAGCCAGGAAUAAUAUCUUGUCUUGGUUUUGAAA